Ctenocephalides felis (cat flea) is the source of this 1820-nucleotide messenger RNA. RefSeq names its product phospholipase B1, membrane-associated-like. The transcript is spliced from 12 exons. Gene Ontology annotation, biological process: phospholipid metabolic process. The coding region runs from base 144 to 1820 and encodes 558 amino acids. NCBI's taxonomy places the organism in Eukaryota, Metazoa, Arthropoda, Insecta, Siphonaptera, Pulicidae. Gene Ontology annotation, molecular function: glycerophospholipase activity. The record is from RefSeq and is a predicted model, not a curated record.
AGUUGUGAAGAUGAAGUCGUCGUGAAUUUGGCUAAAAGUCAUUUUAUUUGUGUUUUUUUGUAAAGAAACUAUUGGAUUAUAUAAGAUAUGCGAUGAAAUCAAGAAUAUAAAUUUAGUAAAAAAUUCUUAAAACAUCUUCAAAGAUGUUUUUUGGAAUUUUUAUACUUUAUUUGGGACUUAGUGGAAUACAAGGACAGUUUCGGUUUUUAACAGAUGAUUUACAGAGCACCGGUUUCGGUUUAUUCUAUCCUGCAUCAUCAGGAGUACGAAGACAACCCUUGGUACCAGAUGGAUACCCAUUUCCAUGUCCAAAAGAGGCAAAGAAAAUAUCUGCAAAAACUCGUCCUACAAGUGUCCAUCGUCUGAGGCCAUCAGACAUAGAAGUAAUUGGUGCUUUGGGAGAUUCUUUGGUUGCUGGAAGUGGUGCCAUGGAAGAAUUUGCUUUGGGGGCUUUUGUUGAACAUCGUGGUGUCACUUGGGCAGCAGGUGGCCAAGGAUCUUGGCGUAAAUAUUUGACCCUCCCAAAUAUUUUAAAAGAGUUCAACCCACGUCUGAUUGGAUUCAGUACUGGUCCUGGUGAAUUUUUAUCCAGGCGAGCAAAUUUCAAUGUUGCUUUUCCAGUUGCUGCUACUGAUGAUGCUAUCCAGCAAGCAAAAUACCUUACGUCCAAAAUGAGGAGAACUUUGGGACCAGACAAAUUUCAAAGCUCCUGGAAACUGGUGACAGUUUUUUUUGGGGCCAACGACUUGUGUUCGGCCCAAUGUUACGACCCAGAGCACAACACGCCUUUGGCCCAUGUUCGAAAAUUGGCCAAAGCUCUGGACUUUUUGCACAAAAAUAUGCCUAGGACUUUGGUCAACUUGGUACCAGUUUUAGAUGUGACAGUAUCAUUGAGGGUAAAAAGAAGGUCCAUGGCCUGCAGGGCCUUACAUCCCUUAUUUUGUGCCUGUUUACACAGAGGCGAAGGGACUUCUGAACAAAUUGCAGAACGUGUUGCUAAAAUGGCUAAGGAAUUCCAAAAACAAGAAGAAAAAUUGGUAAAUAGCGGUCGUUACGAUACCCGUGACGACUUCACAGUCGUCCUACAGCCCUUCACCUUGGCCUUCAAUGCCUAUUUACCAGAAUCAAUCAAAAACACAUCGGAUUUAAUUGAUAUUCUGGACAACGAGCUGAUCACAUAUGAUUGUUUUCAUUUUUCGCAGAAGGGACACGCUUUAGGAGCUGCCAUGCUAUGGAACAACAUGCUCCAGCCGAUCACCCAAAAAUCGAGAUCGAUGAACCAAACGGUGCCCUACGAUACUGCCAAAGGUCUAAUUGGCAGCCUAAUGUGUCCAACUAAGGACAGACCUUAUAUUUUCACUUCGAAAAAUUCCAGAAGUUAUUUUUACAAUGGAAGACAAUAUGGAAGUCAAUAUAAGACAUCUGGCACACAAUUUGAAAGAUAUGGCAGACAAUCUGGAAAAUCUGGCAGUCAAUUCAAAACAUCUGGCAAACAAUCUGAAAAAUCUGGAAGACAACCUGAAAGAUCUGGCAGACAAUCUGAAAAAUAUGGUAGACAAUCUGAAAGAUGUGGCAGACAAUCCGAAAGAUCUAGUAAACAAUUCGAAAGAUCUAGCAGACAAUCUGCAAAAUCUGGCAGACAACCUGAAAAAUCUGGAGGACAAUCUGAAAGAUCUGGCAGGCAAUUUGAAAGAUCUGGUAGACAAUCUGAAAGAUCUGGCAGACAAUCUGAAAGAUUUGAUUUUUGGAGGCCUUUGGCGGCUUUUGGCGGCUUUCCUGGGAUUGUGGAGGCUUUAGUAGAUUUUUGGAGGCUUUUUUAG